Molecule: messenger RNA, 243 nt
Organism: Acytostelium subglobosum LB1
Lineage: Eukaryota; Evosea; Eumycetozoa; Acytosteliales; Acytosteliaceae
Exons: 2
Coding region: 1-243 (80 amino acids)
Source: RefSeq, a predicted model, not a curated record
AUGUUGAGAUUCUUGAAACGACAAUCUUCAACCAAACAGUUGAAACAGUCUCAAAAUGGAGCCACGACCGGACAACAGACACAUGGAGAGGACCUGGUGGAGGACCACCACCACAACAACCACCUCCAACAUCGUAUUCACACAUUCAAAGUCAUCAUUGGACCUGUCAAUAUGCUCGACCAGCUCAACAUCAACAUUCACUUCAAGGUCAAGACCAUUGUCUUCUCGAUCAAGUACACAUAG